UGUGCUUGAAUUUGGGAGGGGGUGAGAAGGAGUAGUAAGAGGAGGGCGGUCUGUUGGCUGCAGGAUUCCAUCACUCUUAGCAACCGAUACUGAGUUUCCACGGUAACGCUCUGCAGUGUUUUAUGCUUCUCCUUUGUGCUUCUCCAUCAAUCAUCUCUCUCUAUCUCUCUCUCUCUCUCUCUCUCUCUCUCUCUCUCUUUCUCUAUCCUGUCUUUAUUGCUGGUCGACUUCCUCCUUGCGUUGCUACGGUGAUGCUCUGGGACAGGAUGCAGCUGGAUCAUUCUGCAGCUGCAGUGAUGGAGUGCAGAGCUCAACUGUUCUCUGAAGCUCUGAACUCACGAAGGAAGCUGCCAGCUGAUCACCUUGUUUACUUGGCGUUUGUUUCAUCUGUUCCUGCUUUUCACAUUUAUAAUUAAAACAACAGUUUGUCUUUUUACACCUUGGUUUCUCUAACCGAUCAGAGAUCAUCAUUUUGGAUUGGCCAGGCUGUCAGGUGACAUCACAGGAAGUUGGACGUUAGAAUUUCCAUCAACCCAAACGCUCUUGGCUGUAAACAGUUUUCACAACUCCAACAGUCUGAAAGACACCUGGACGCUGCGCAGAGACUUUUGCUCCGUAAACAAUUAUCCAUCCGUAAAAAUCCUCACCUCCUCUUCUCCUCCACCACACCAACAUGAAUGAGGAGGUGGAGGAGUUACAGCUGCCAGAGGAGGUGCUGGAAGCUGAGGAACAGGAAGUGGUACAACAACAGGAGAUACAGCAAUGGGAGGAGAAGCCACAGGAGGGAGAGCAGGAGAAGAUGCACCGACAGGACAUAGGUCAAGAGGAGGGGUUUGAGGAGGUGCAGCAGGAGGGGUAUGUGCCACAGUUAGAAGAGGAGCAGGAACAGCAGGAGGAGUUGCAGCAACAGGAAGAUAAGCAGCAAGAGUGGGAGAUGCAACAGGAAGAGGAGGUACAACAUGAGGAAGAGGUUCAACAGGGACAGGAGGAGGUUCACCAGACUAAGGCACAGGAGUCCCAGCAGGAGGAGGUGCAGACUGAGGAACAGGAGACCGAUGUGCAGCAGCACACUGAACAGGAGCAGCAGAGUGAGGAGCGACAGUUUGAGAAGGAGCAGCAGUUUGAGGAGGAGCAGGACUUUGAGGACGCUCUGGAGCAGAACCACAACAACCAGGUCCUGAAUCGACUGAGAGGAAUGCAGAAAUAUAAAAGUACUUCACAGAGGCUGAAGGGGGUCCUGGAGCAGAUGGACCGUGGAGUUGUAGACUUGCAGGAACUCAGAAGAAACCUGGAGCUGGCUGCUGCCAUGUUGGAUGCUGUUUACACUGAUGAGACCAGGCGUCUGUUGGACACUGAGGAUGAGUUCAGUGAGUUUCAGGCGGAGUCAGUGCCCAGUGAAGUACGUGAUUGGCUGGCAUGUACCUUCAGCAGGAAGAUGGGCGUGGCCAAGCGUCGUCCUGAGGAGAAGCCACGAUUCAGGAGCAUUGUCCAUGCAGUGCAAGCUGGCAUAUUUGUAGAGAGGAUGUACAGACGGACAUCAAACAUGGCUGGUCUGACCUACCCUCCCACGGCUUUGACAGCUCUGAAGGAAGUGGAUCAGUGGUCAUUUGAUGUUUUUUCCUUCCACGAGGCCACAGGAGACCACGCCCUCAAGUUCCUGGUCUAUGACCUUCUUACCCGCUAUGACCUCAUCAACAGGUUUAGGAUCCCAGUGCAGGCUCUGGUGCAGUUUGUUGAAGCACUGGAGAACGGCUACAGCAAACACAAGAACCCCUACCACAACCUGAUUCACGCUGCAGAUGUCACUCAGACUGCACACUUCCUGAUGCUGCACACAGGACUGAUGCAUUGGCUCAGUGAGCUGGAGAUUCUUGCAAUGGUUUUUGCUGCAGCAAUUCAUGACUUUGAACACACAGGAACCACCAACAACUUCCACAUCCACACCAGGUCAGAGGUGGCCAUCCUGUACAAUGACAGGUCGGUACUUGAGAACCAUCACGUCAGUGCCGCCUACAAGCUGAUGGCAGAGGAAGACAUGAACAUCCUGGUCAACCUGAACAAGGAUGACUGGAGGGAGCUGAGAGCUCUGGUCAUAGAGAUGGUGAUGUCCACGGACAUGUCGUGUCACUUCCAGCAGAUCAAGACCAUGAGGAAUUCUCUAACACAGACACACAGUUUAGAUAAAGUGAAGGUUUUGUCUCUGAUGCUUCACGCUGCAGACAUUAGUCAUCCAGCCAAAGCCUGGCCACUGCACUACCGUUGGACUCACAAUCUGAUGGAGGAGUUCUUUCAACAGGGAGAUAAAGAGGUAGAACUUGGUCUUCCUUUUUCUCCUCUCUGUGACCGCAAAGCCACCAUGAUCGCCCAGUCACAGAUAGGUUUCAUAGACUUUAUUGUGGAGCCAACUUUCAGUGGUCUGAUUGACACAACAGAAAAGGUGAUUGGUCCUCUGAUAGAAGAGGACAGGAAGGCCCGUGAGACUGGAAACAGGAGGUCCAGUUUAACAGGAAGUGGUUCAGUUACUGUAGAGUCAGUGCAGAGACACAGCAGUGGUCGCCAUGGGAACAGUGAUGAUGGACAGAUUGACUUUUCACUGACAGCCAUUGACCUGUCAGCUCUGAGGUUCCACCUAUCUGGCGUCAUUGCCAGCAACAAGGACAGAUGGAAAGAGCUGUCUGUGCAUGAGCUCGCCAAUAAGGAGCAAGAGGAAGUGGAGUCAGAUGUCAAGUCAGACAUCCAAACCCAUGUUUCACCCACUCACAAAGUCCCUGAUGGGUACAUCUCUGACCAAUCACAGAAGUCAGAUGGCUCUCCUCCAGAGGGAACAUACAACAAGUGUCCAGACCACAUGCCUGCAGAUCACCUGACCUGGAAUGGUACAAACAUGACAUAGGGGGCGAGGCCAGGGGAGGAGAUGGAAGAGGAUGAUGACGAAGAGCCUGCAAAUGCCUAACACGCCAUGGCUAUCUCGCCACUGUCUGACCAUGGCAGGUCACCAUGGCAACAGAUGUUGCAGUGCAGUGACAGUGAGAGUUCAGGCUUUCCUGUUAAAACACAGCAGCUGAAUCAAUGUGGUUCAGUGGCUUUCAAAGGGCCACCAGAACUUGUGUUUACAUAUCAUAUUCACAGUAACAACAUUCAUAAAAUUACAGCUUCUUAGCAGCUUCAUGGUCAAUGCACAUUGGUGGAAGUAUUUUGUGACUUCAUUGGAGACCCAGAGAAAAAAAUUGAUAAAUAAGUGAUGAUAAAUACAUUUGAAUAAAAAUAAAAACAGACAGGUGAAAACCAAAGUGCAGACAGUGACAGUGAAAUUUCCUGCCACAGCCAUGGCUUGCUAGCUGACCAUUACUGGAGGAAUAAGACAUGGAGCUGUUAAGAAGCAGUUGUGAAGGUUUUGUGAAUGAAGCAAAGGAGAGUUACAGUUGCGUUGUUGUACACCUCUUAGACUAUGGAAGGAGGUUGAAGAAUGAUUGCUGAUCCUUUGUGUGCUUGUCUGUUCUGGGUUCAUAUCAAGCAUAUUUUGCCUCAACCUAUGACCCAAUAUGUGAUGUCCGGGCUGUCAAAGAUAGUAAUGAUGGAAAAAUCUAGACACUCAAUUAGAUUCAGAGGUCUAUGAUAUGAUGAUAAAAUGAGUGAUGCAUCAAAUUUUUCUGUACAUGAUUUAUUUUUUCUCAGUGUGACAAUGUGCUACAUGUAAAACACAGCAUAUUUGUAAUAAUCAUUAAAAUAUACAGAUGAUUUAACUUGAUUUUACUGAGCUGGCUGCCCUGCCAGAUCUAAGCAUGAUUUACAUGUAUACGCCUGUUAUGAUUCACCAUCCAAUUAGUUCAGUGGAAUGCAAAGCCUGUUCUCAUGUAAUUCUGACAAGCAAACAUUAUGUAUUUAAAAUUUCCAGUUUACUGACUUUUCUGUCUUGAGACACAAUCUUUCAAGAGAGGAUCAUGGUCCAAAAGGAUUUUUUUUUCCCCAAUAGGUCCCUCAGGACACAGGAGCUGUUAAUCACACAAGCAGCAUGGCUUUACGGAUGGAAUCAAUGGUUAGUCAGUUGAUCAACCAUGCUGAAAUAUUUAAACAGCUAAUGGGACAGACUGACAUGAAAUUUGGCAGAGAUUUACAAUUCCAAAACAAGUAAUGACUUUUUUGUGUAUCACCAUCCUAAAGUGAAAACAGGGCCAGUUUAAAAAAUCUGAAGUCUAUGGCGGUAUGAAAAAUACCUGCAAAACUGAUGACAUGCCCAUCAGCAUCAGCUGUACCUUGAGGUUUGUGCUUGUUUGAAAAUUUUAGCUUGCUAAUGCGCUAUAUUAAAUGGUGACAAUAAACCUGCUGAACAUUAUCAUUCAAGCUUUCCUCAGUGAGCAUGGUAGGAUACUGACAUGAGAAUUCAGCUCGCAGUAUUUCUGUGGAUAAAUAGCCUCAGAGACACUAGCAUGACUGAGUCUUGCUGUCACAGACCGUCACAGCAGGAGAGAUAAGGAAAAGGCAGGGGAGAGACAAAGGCCUGAGACUGCUGUGAUAAGGACUCAGCCUUAGCAUAUGGUAUAUGCUCUACCAGGUGAUCAACUGAGGACAGUUCCUUGUAGAGCAGGAGGAUGACACCGGCACUUUCUUGUUGCAAAAUCCUAAAAUGAGAACACACAGCAAAUUCAAAGACAAAGCAAGAAAGUCAGGCUGUAACCACCACUUUGUUUGGUUUAAACCAGGAAUUUCUGCAAAGCUGCAUAGAAAGAUUAGGGUCCACUAUUAGAAUUAUACAGUUUGUAGAAUUAAAUUCAAGUGGUGGAUGCGCAGGAUUGUUUCCAAUAACUCCAGAGCAUUGCAGUUCAUAAGUUUUAAUUGUACUGAAAAAGAUACAUUCAAUCAUCAUCAAAAUUCAUCACAUUUACAUUGCACAAAAUAUUCUGGAACAAGCCAUAGUCGAUGGCAUUUUCUUUUCAUCAUCAAUUUAGCUGUGGCCAAAAAGCUGUUUGUCAUCCUUCUUGCCACACACAGAGGGAGGCGUGUGUGUGUGUGUGUGUGUGCGUGUGUGUUCAGGCCAAACCCCCAACUAUAAGGUGCAGUAGAGUUCAUUGGCGUGUCCUUGUGAAACCAAUGAUUGUAAUAGCUUGGUGAUGUGGUGAUUUGUAGGUAAUUGGUAAAGUUCUUUGGCAGGCCAGUUUACCACUAGAAUCUUAGCCAGACAGGAACAUGCUAGCUCUUUUCAAUCACAAGAGCUUUUUGAAAGAAAUAGUCCAAUAAAAAAAAAAAAAAAAUCUCACAUUCCAAUUCUGUGUGUCUGUUUUAAUUGUUCAGUUAUCUCUUGGUUUCUGUCGAAUACAAGACAUAUCAAUCUCUAUGAUGUGUUGUUCUCUCUGAUUAAUCACACCAAUCAUACAACCACAGGAUGGUAAAGUAGCCAAAAACUGUAUUCAUGUCAAAGUACUGUCACUUUUCAAAAACAAGUUACAAUUAAAGCUGCAAGCAGCGAUGAACUGGCAGUCCACGCGUGUUGGGGCAUGCUACUGGCAGGGCUUGUUCAUGCACUACCUUCCGCUGAGGAAGUCGUUCCUUUUAUAAUUUGGUGGCUUGCUCCUGCUGCUAUGAAAUAAUGUAUGCAUGUUCAGGCAGUGAAACUGAAAACUUAGAGGGCUGAAAGAGCUUAAAAAAGUGA
Acanthopagrus latus (yellowfin seabream) is the source of this 5647-nucleotide messenger RNA. Its product is annotated as calcium/calmodulin-dependent 3',5'-cyclic nucleotide phosphodiesterase 1A-like. Gene Ontology annotation, biological process: signal transduction. The record is from RefSeq and is a predicted model, not a curated record. Lineage: Eukaryota; Metazoa; Chordata; Actinopteri; Spariformes; Sparidae. Gene Ontology annotation, molecular function: 3',5'-cyclic-nucleotide phosphodiesterase activity. The transcript is spliced from 16 exons. Bases 674 to 2893 code for a protein of 739 amino acids.